This is a messenger RNA of Gallus gallus (chicken), 1931 nucleotides long. Its product is annotated as KIAA1143. The transcript has 3 exons. Lineage: Eukaryota; Metazoa; Chordata; Aves; Galliformes; Phasianidae. The record is from RefSeq and is marked provisional. The coding region runs from base 61 to 540 and encodes 159 amino acids.
CUCCGCCACCGGAAGAGGGCGGCUGGCCGGCCGUUUGUGGCUGAGCCGGGGGCCGCGGUCAUGAGCAAAAGGAACCAGGUCUCCUACGUGCGGCCGGCCGAGCCCGCUUUCCUCAGCCGCUUUAAGCGGCAGGUCGGGUAUCGGGAGGGGCCCACGGUGGAAACCAAGAGAGAACAGCUUCCACUUGCGGAUAGUGAUUCUGAGAAUGGCAGUGAUAAUGAAGAUGAGCAGCCUCAAGUGGUAACGCUGAAAAAAGGGGACUUGACUGCUGAAGAAGCAAUGAAAAUUAAACAGCAAAUCAAAGAGGCCUUGAAGUCAAGUGAACAAGAUGGUGAACCAGAAUCUGCUGAUGGAAAAAUUAUGUUCAGGAAGCCAGCCAAACGUUCAUCAGAGAAGGUUUUGGACUUCAAUGUAAGUUCAAGUAAGAAGAUGAAAAAGACAAAGAAAACUGACAGAGAAGCAACUUCUUCUCAGAGUACAGCCAAGCAAGUGAAAAACAGCAGUCUUCUCUCAUUUGAUGACGAGGAAAAUGAUGAUUAGGACUGUAUAUGUUUAGUUAUCCUUCCUGGAAUUAGAGUAAGAAUGUGGAUUUUCUUAGAAAUUGAAGCACAAUAUCUGAAUCUUUUCUUACUUGUUAUCAUUCAUCAAGAGAAAACAUAGCAUGAGCAAAACUGAGCUCAGACUUUUCAGUUCAGGUGGAACUGUAGGAAUAGUAUCUCACAUCUUUAUUUUUAAAAGAGUUUAAACAAAUGUGUCAAAGCUAUUUGAGAGGAGUAGCAUCUCAAAUAGUUAGCUAAAUGAGUAGCAAAAUAUACCUGUAUAUAUCCAGCUUAAAUAUAUUUUCAGUCAAUUCAUUUUAAAAUGUCCUCCAUUAGUAGAAUUUUGUUUCCCCUCUGUCAGUUGGGCUUAGUUGAGAGUUGUGUACUUUUUUUACUUAUUAUUGUCUUAACAUUCAAAAGACAGAGACCUCAUUGCUAUGGAACAGAAAUCGAUGUCUUUUGCCUUGUAUAUUAACAGAAGCUUGCACUAAAUUUUGCAUGUAUGGUUUGGCAGAUAAGCUCUUUGUGAGCUCCCUUGCAGUAAGUGAGCCUGCAGUUGCUAAAAUCAUGUAGUCUUAAUUCUGUCUUCACUGAAUGCAGUCCAAGAAGCAUCACAUUAAUUUGAAUUAAUUGUGCUGGCAAGAUAUAAAAAAUUGGGAUUGUAUCAACUAGUGCAAAAGAAAGAUGCCUAAACCCUUUUGAGGUCAUACACUUUGGUUACCACACUGAUGUGUGAAGGUGGUGUGUUUUUUUGGAAGUAUAGUCUAGUUAGCUACGUAUGUAUUUGUAAUUGUUUGGCAUAUCAGUUUACUCUUUCAAAAACGCAUUUCAUCUUUAAUCUGUGGAAAAGUAUUUUAAUUUUGUUUGAAUAGGAAAUUGUAAACAGGAAAACUAAGUCAAGAAAUACUAUGGCUGUGGUAGAAAGUUUUAAAAUGUUUCAAAUGACCGUGUAUGGUACCCCGAAAAUGAUCAUUUCUGUACUAUUCAUGUAAUGGAAUGUACCAAAAUUAAAUAACACUGAGUUGCUGAUGGGAUUGGGAAGCACCAGGAGGUAGAAAUAGGACUAAUGAGUCUGACAUGUCUUGAAUAUAUUGUGUGUUCUGUAACCAUAUUUAAGCAAGACUGAGACUGCUGCGAAAUUACAGGGUAUGAAGCAGCAAAACCAGUUCUUGUGCUGCAUGACUGGUCAUUUGAAAUCAUUUGGGCUGUAAAGCUUCAUUAAGGAGCAAAUUUUUGAAGUUGCUGUGUGAAACAGCUGGUUUUAGUUUGUUAAUUUGGUAUUAAACAAUAAAUUAUGCUUUCUGAAAGUGGUCCGAGGAUAUUUAAAUUAAAAAUUCAACGCAUAACGCGGGAUUUUUGGAGUCAUCCAGUAAUAAAGUCUAUUAUAAUUGC